Triticum dicoccoides is the source of this 2790-nucleotide messenger RNA. RefSeq names its product type I inositol polyphosphate 5-phosphatase 10-like. Gene Ontology annotation, biological process: phosphatidylinositol dephosphorylation. The transcript has 13 exons. NCBI's taxonomy places the organism in Eukaryota, Viridiplantae, Streptophyta, Magnoliopsida, Poales, Poaceae. The record is from RefSeq and is a predicted model, not a curated record. Bases 570 to 2219 code for a protein of 549 amino acids. Gene Ontology annotation, molecular function: phosphatidylinositol-4,5-bisphosphate 5-phosphatase activity; inositol-polyphosphate 5-phosphatase activity; phosphatidylinositol-3,4,5-trisphosphate 5-phosphatase activity.
ACCACCACCACCAUCUCCCGUCUCCCCCGCUCCGGACGCAUCCAGUCGCCUCGCCUCGCCUCACCUCACGUGCGCGCCUCUAACUCGCCGCUCCGGUCAACCCGCCGCCGCAUGAGAGAUGGUACUACUAGAUGUAGAUCGUCCAAUCCGAACGCAUUCCUCUCCUCCCCGUCGGGCCACACCACCCACGGCCUGCCACAGUGUACGUCCCAUAAUUUAUUCUCUCCUUCCGCUGCACUUGUCUCCCGCAUUGGUUUAAAGGGAGGUCCACGGAGGGGAGAGGCGGUCCCCGAUGGCCCUGCGUCCCUCGCCGGCCUCCUCCCCCCACGCAUUGCCGGAUUCGAGGGCUCGCCAAGCGCCGCCGCCAAGUGUGCUGCUCUGGCAGGAGUAGUACGGGGGGUUUGCCUGCUUCUUGGCUGGGUUGGCCGAGGGCUUUGGUUUGGGAUCGCCGGAGCGCCAGGAUCCGGAGGUUCCCUCGAGGCUAAAGGUUCUUUAACAUUUGACUGUCGAAUUUGGUGCUCGGUCUUGAAAUUCAGAAAGAAAAAGGCCUUUGCUAGGUUCAACAAGCGAUGGCCUCCCCCGGUGAGGAAAAAAUGAAGGGUUGUCGCCCUAAACUUUUCGGUGCCAAGGAGAAGAAAUCUGCAAAGAGGACCGACAGUCCAGGCUGCAAUGCAGCACAUGAGCUUGGACCAAGUCCUUCUAAGACAGUAUCAGCUUCCCCCUUGAGAACACUUUCAGGAGUUAAGAGCAUACGUCUCAGCCAUUUCCUGGCCCAACCUUCUUCUAUUAAUAGAACAACUGAGCCCGUCAGAAUUUUUGUCUCUACCUGGAACGUCGGUGGGAAAGCACCUACUGCUGAACUGAACAUGGAUGAUUUUGUUCCACCUGAUGAUCGUUCAGAUAUUUAUGUGUUGGGUUUUCAGGAAAUUGUUCCUCUCAAUGCUGGUAAUGUGCUUGUGAUAGAAGACAAUGAACCAGCUGCAAGGUGGCUUGUUCUUAUAAACCAAGCACUAAACUGGCCAGCUGAUAAUGAUACCAAUGUCUUUCAGCAUCCGACAUCUCCAUCUGUUGAUUCUACUUCAUCUCGAGCUUCUUCAAGCCUUGACACUUCAUUCUCUGAAUUAACAAAAACAGCAAGUGGUUCCACAAUCUUCCAGAAAUCUUCCCUCAAAGCCAUUAGAAAACCUUUCAUGCCAAUGCAGAGAAAACGGCUUAAGGCCUGCAACUGCCCAGCAGAAAUGAUCAAAUCAUCGUACAGGGAUGCUUGCUUUCGGCGCCCGAAAAAACAUGCUGGCGAGACUGAUUCCUCAGGAGAGGAAGAGAAAGAGAACACGAGGGAUUCUUGCGGCUCUGUGCUAAGUGAAGUAACUUCCGCUCCCACCGCAAGGGAUCAGCUAAAAUAUAACCUCAUAGUAUGCAAACAAAUGGUUGGAAUUUUUGUCACUGUGUGGGUAAAGAAAGAACUAGUACAACACAUCGGCCAUCUAAGAACGUCUUGCAUAGGGCGAGGAAUUCUGGGCUGUCUUGGAAACAAGGGAUGUAUAUCAGUAAGCAUGACAGUGCACCAGACAAGCUUUUGUUUCAUCUGCAGCCAUUUGGCUUCAGGUCAGAAAGAAGGGGACGAAUUCAGAAGAAACUCUGAUGUUCUAGAGAUAAUGCGGCUCACACUGUUUUCGAGGCUUUGCAGGAAAAUUGGGCGAAGAAUUCCUGAGAAAAUUCUUGAGCAUGAUAAGGUGAUAUGGUUUGGGGAUUUGAACUACCGUAUUGCACUGAGCUAUGAAGAUACAAAAAGGCUUUUGACGGAAAAUAAUUGGGAUGCCCUUUUCGAAAAGGAUCAGCUAAAAAUUGAACGAGAUGCCGGACGAGUGUUCAGGGGAUGGAAUGAGGGGAAGAUAUAUUUUGCUCCCACAUACAAGUACUCCUCUAACUCGGAUGCAUAUGCUGGUGAGACUGCAACAUCAAACAAAAAGAGGAGAACGCCAGCAUGGUGUGAUAGAAUAUUGUGGCAAGGUGACGGCACUUCACAGUUGUCCUACUACCGUGGAGAGUCCCGAUUUUCAGAUCAUCGUCCUGUCUGUGGAACCUUCAUUGUCGAAGUUGAGGCACUAAACAGAAAGACAAAGAGGCGCUCAUCUAAUGCUGACAUGAAAAUCGGUGCUGAAGAGCUUUUACCAACGGACAAGAAUAAGGGUGUGUAUGUCAAGGCCAAUACAAAGUGACGAUAUCCCAUUGUGGCUUCCUGUUAGGCACAUCACGGAGUGUGAGCUUCCACAAAUAACACAAUAAUGUGCAUGCCAGUUCUACAAAGAAAAACGUAUAUGCAUCACGUUGUCAAGAAUCGUGCAUAGAUUUGUUUGGAUGACGGUUAAAAACCGGCCUGAUGCUCCUGUUUCAAACAGGGCAACAGACUCUGGAAGUGGAAGGAUAAUGUCUAGUUUUCAUUCCAUUUUUUCCCAACGCAGUCCAAAAGAAAAAGAUAAGUCUCCUUUUAAAGGAGGUGAUUUGGUUAUAUACCUGAUGAUAGGAUUAAACCAGCCAAUAUUCUUUGGUCUGUAAUUUUUCCAGUUGUAAGUAUAAUUGUACUAUGACAAGAUGAAGCAACAAAUUUCUUUUGACGGCAAUUUUUUAACAAGCCACGAGCAUUUUGAAAUGCGCAUAAUGUUCUUUUGUUCUUUCUACCGAUUUCACAGCACUGUGUCUUGCAACUGUGUACUCUUAUUUCAAAAGACAGAUAGAGUUAGGUAAUAGAAAUGCACAUAGAUGGAUGGAUUCAUAAUGUAUUACCCAUAU